GUUAGGAUUUUCCGUUCUCAGUUCUCUUUUUCAUACUUCACUUCCAAGUCAAAAUGGUGGUGACUUGUGAUGAAUAGAUAAAGUUUCAGGGUGUUGUAGCCGUUUAUAUCGUAAAUCUAAUAUGAAAUAAGUGCCCAUAUGUUUAUAUUACUCAAGAUAGAUCAAACCAUUGGAGAAACAUACCAAGACCUUAUAAUUGAUAAACCAGUUGUUGUUACCAGACGCAAAUAAUUUUUUCUGUUUUUUAUUCACGCUAGACUUUGUUGGUAAACAUGUCGACCUUAUUAUGUAAAAAUUCUGUUUUAAGAAUCUAUCAAGAAGUUAUGGAAGAUGUAAUUUCGGGUGUAAGAGAAGUUUUCCUGGAAGAUGGAGUGGAUGAACAAGUAUUGCAAGAACUAAAACAGACUUGGGAAACAAAGUUGAUGAGCACAAAAGCCGUGCAAGAAGAACAGGUUGAAAAGAAAAAAGUGGAACAUAAUGGCUUUCCAAAAGUCGUUAACAACCCUGUUCAGCAAACUGUUAGCUCUCAACCGUCUCAGCAGCCACAUCCCCAGCAGUUGCUGCAGCAGCACAUCCAACACGACAAACUGGUAUAUGUUCCAAUUCAAAUCACCUUACCUCCGCAGCCCGGAUCCGAUGGACUUCAGCGAAUCCUUACAAUCCAGGUGCCUGCAUCUGCCCUACAAGGCAAUCAGUUGCAGAAAGUACUCACAGGCCCUGUGAUAACUGCAACUAUGGGGUUACCCUCAAAUAUUGCAUCUUCACUUCUGCAGCAACACGUAAAUGCUGCUUUCAAUAGCCAUCAGCAAGCUACGGUAACCACAAUUGUAAAUAAAAAUGUCAUUCAGACAGACGGAGCUGCAGAUCAAGACGAUCUUGAUUUUACAAGUGCAUGCAGUUCAAAAGGAAACUGUGAAGAACCAUCAGAUAGGAAACAGACUGAUGAAGCGGGAUGCCUCGUUAGAGAUGAGGAGGGCUUAUGUAUAGAAGUAAUUUUUCCCAAAAUUAGAAGAAGAAAAGCCAAAAAAUAUACAUCUUUGAAUCAGGCAGAUGGUCCUAAUGACACAUCUGAUGAUGACGAAGAUGGUUCAGAUGAUGAGAAUGAUGAUGAUGAUCUGGAUGACGACAGAGAUGAAGAUGAUCAAGAAAUGGAAGAUGAAGGCGGCGAGGAAGAACCUCUAAAUUCAGAGGACGAUGUCACUGACGAUGAUCCCACUGAUCUAUUUGACACCGACAACAUUGUUGUGUGCCAAUAUGAUAAAAUCAUAAGAAAUCGCAACCGAUGGAAAUUUUACUUGAAGGACGGGAUUAUGAAUUUGAAGGGUGCCGAUUACGUCUUCCAAAAAGCAACCGGAGACGCAGAAUGGUGAAAUUAUUUAUAUUGUAAAGACUGUUUGGUUUUUAUUGAAAAAGUGUACCUGUUUCAAUAUUCAGUGAUAUGUUUAUCAAGCGUUUGUUUUUGUGCUUUAGUAUACGGUGAGUCUCAAGAAAGUUUUCUACAGAUGGAAAGCUUUUAAUUAUUGCUUUGUCAGUAUUUUUUUUCUGAUGAUAAAUUCGUCGUCAUGUGAAAUCUGAAGAGGAGCCUAUGAUGGUACAGGAAGAAUGAAAAAUUUCAAAUAUGGUGGUGAUUUUCGAAGACGGGGAAAAAAUUUAAUUUCAAAUAGAUGUUUGAAAUGUGUAUAUUUCUACAAUAAUUAUGGGCUAUCCCUUAAGGACUAGAAAAAUAUUUUUGGCAAAGGAAACUAUGAUAUAUUGAAGAAAUAAAUUUUAUUCAAAAAAACUAUGGUGAAGUCCUCAUUUCAAAUCACAGAUUUCAAAAUAUUUGUCUGUCUCUGUAUGAUGAGAUACAUUUUGAUUUCAAGAGUAAUAACUGAAAUGAUAAUGAUGUUUUUCGUUUGUAGACAUCAGUUUGAGGCUCACCGUAUAUACAUAGACAUGAACCUGCUGGCAGGCGGCAAAUUUUGAAUAUGUCUUUUGCCAGUCGAACCCAGAAAAUAUCAAACCUGUUCUACCAGAUGUAGAUGUCUCAUGUUUUCAUAUUUUGACAGAGUUGGAA
Messenger RNA from Leptinotarsa decemlineata (Colorado potato beetle), 2056 nucleotides. RefSeq names its product Transcription factor IIA L (gene TfIIA-L). The record is from RefSeq and is a predicted model, not a curated record. Lineage: Eukaryota; Metazoa; Arthropoda; Insecta; Coleoptera; Chrysomelidae. Gene Ontology annotation, biological process: transcription by RNA polymerase II; transcription initiation at RNA polymerase II promoter. Gene Ontology annotation, cellular component: transcription factor TFIIA complex.